AUGACGGACCAGGCCGACCCCUCUGACUUCAUCCCUCAGAAAGAGAUUGUUUACAACGGCCUGCUACCGUACGCAGACCGUCUGGACCAGGAGGCUACUCGGCUACUGGCCGGGAUAAAGGCGAACCUGGCCCGGGCAGUCAUGGUCAGAGAACUCUGGCCCGGUGUCUCUUUCUGGACAAGGAAACUAUUCGCGUUUCUGAAGCUGUAUGGCCGCAGGUUCAGUAAAGAGGACCAUAUUGUGUUCAUUAAGCUGCUGUAUGAGUUGGUCACUCUGCCCAACCUGGAGCCUCAUAUGAUGCAGAGCUUUGCCAGGCUUCUGAUCAACCUGCUCAAGAAAAAGGAGCUGCUGUCACGGGAUGACCUGGAGUUGCCAUGGCGACCACUGUACGCGCUGUGUGAGAAGGUCUUCCAUUCUAAAACGGAACACCUAGGCCUGAUCUGGUUCCCCAACUCUUUGGAGAACCUGCUGAAAGCAAUGGUGAAGAGUUGCAGAUUGUAUUUCCCUGCGUCCUCCACCCAGGAAAUGCUGGAUGAGUGGCGCCCCCUGCUGUGUGUGUUUGACGUGAUCAUGCAGAAGGCCGUCAGCUACAUGGAGCUCUUCCUUCCCACCAUCAUGCCCCCCGAGGAGCACGCACAGGGCUUCAGGUUGUGGUUUGAUGAGUUGAUGAGUCUGUGGGUAUCAGUCCAAAGUCAGCCCAACUGGGAAGGGUGUCUUGUAAACCUGUUUGCGCGUUUGGCCAAUGACAACAUUGGCUAUGUGGACUGGACCCCUUACAUCCCCACUAUCUUCACCAGGAUCCUGCGCAGUCUGAACCUGCCUGUCGGGGUCAGUCAGAUGGUGGCUCCUCGAUACCUCACCAACUCCUACGACAUGGGUUACCUGGUGGUGUGGAUCACUGCCCUGCUGGGUGGGCCAGGGAACCCUGCGCAGAAACAGCUGACCUGUCUGUUAAACAGCAUUGCUUCCUAUUACCACCCCUCCAAUCAUGGACGCUGGCAGUCCCAUCUGAUGAGGCUCCUCCAGCGGCUGCCGGCCAGCGUGGUGCGUCGUGUCCACCGUGAGCGCCAUGCCCAGCCGUCCUGGAUCACGCCUGUCCCAGAUCAGCACAAGCUGAGCGACGCUGACCUGCACCACUUCUCCCUCAGUCUCAGUGGAGCCGCCCUGCUGGCCAUGUUCAGUAAGACAGGCAGUAUGGACGCUGCUUACGCACUGCAGAACCUGGCUCUCCUCACCCCUCAGCUCACCAUACCUCCCGUACUGGAGAAAACGUAUGCUGCUAUGCAGACUCUUACAGAACCUCACACGCUCACGGCGACCCUCAGCUGUAUGAUUGGGAUGGCUCGCAGCCUCAUCUCCACCGGCAACCAUUACCCAGAAGGCCGCACACACGUUCUCCCGCUGCUCAUGGGAGCGUUGCCCGGGGUCGAUCCAAACGACUUCAGCAAGUGCAUGAUAACAUUCCAGUUUAUCGCCACCUUCACCACUUUGGUGCCUUUUGUCGACUGCUCAUCUGCUCCCUCUCAGCACACUGACCUCACAGAGAUUGAGAGAGAGCUGUGUUUUGCCUCUGCUGAGUUUGAAGACUUUGUUCUCCAGUUCAUGGACAGGUGUUUUGCCCUGAUAGACAGCAGCAGCCUGGAGCAGACGCGUGGGGAGACAGAGACAGACACACAGACCCAGCUGGAGAGCCUGGUGGAGCUGGGUCUGUCCUCCACCAUCAGCACCAUCCUCACACAGUGCUCCCGCCCCAUCUACAGGGUGGCUUUGGAGAAGGUGUACAAUUUUGCCACAACGAACAUCUUUGAGACGUGUGUGUCUGGCCGGAUGGUGGCGGACAUGUGUCGAGCAGCAGCCAAGUGUCAUCCAACAGAGUCUCUCAGACUGUUUGUCCCUCACUGCUGCAGCAUCAUCCUGCACAUCACUGCCAAUGAAGAGCUGUUAAACGAGGAGGAAAUGGAUAAGGAGCUGCUGUGGAAUCUGCAGCUGCUCUCAGAGGUGACUCGUGUGGACGGGGACCAGCUGUUGCUGUACAGGGAGGACCUGGAGCAGAUCCUGUGUGUGUGUGUGCGUCUGCGCUGCAAGCAGGCCUACAUGCUGGCCUGCUGUCUCCUGGAACACACACUCCGCUCUCUGUCGCUCACGUACCCCACCGAAUACCGCAGCACACCUGGGGGCUUUGACACACACCUGCCCAUAUGGGACUGGGGCAGGGCUGGGGAUGUAGCUGCACUGGGGGUGUGUUGGCACGUGCCCAGUAAAGAGGAGGAGGACUUUGUCUUUCAGCUCUUGUCCCGCCUUCUACAGCCUGAGCUCCAGCGAAUCAGAGAUCAUGUCUCUGGCCAGCAACCGAUGAGCAGGGAGGAGCUGUUGCAGAGUUUGGCAAUUGUGCAGCAUUGCCUGCUGGGAACUGGAAGCAUGCUGCCCCCUCUGGAUGGACCAGCUGUCCCUGAUCUAGUUCCCACCAUGGUGAGCCUGGAGGAAAUAAAGCUGCACAUUGGAGUGGACUAUGAUGCCUCCAGGGAGAGGUACAGAGAGACCAUGUGCACCACCAUGAGAUUACUGCUGCAUCAUAUUCUGGAAAAUUCAGAGGAUGACACCAAGUCCCUGUUUGCCAUUAUAAAGAUCAUCAGCGACCUCCUGUUUUUCCGGGGAACGCACAAGAAGGAGUUUGACUCCCGCUGGAAGAGCUAUACACUCGUCAAGAAGUCCAUGGAAGACCGGCUCCAUGGGAGGAAGCAGCACAUUCGCGCUCUGCUCAUCGACAGAGUGUUGUUGCAGCACGAGAUGAGGAAGCUGGUUUGCGAGGGCUGUGAAUACAAGAUGGUCCACCAGGAGCUGAUCAGCGAUCUUCUGCUCCUGUCUACGAGCACCUAUAGUCAGGUGCGUAGCAGGGCCCAGGCUGUGCUUAUGGCUGCGUUGGGAACCUUCACUCUCUCCUACAGAGAUGUGGCUCCCCGAAUUCUCAAACUGCUCUCUCCACAACACACCUCAGCGACACAGCAGCAGUUCAAGGGCGCGCUGUACUGUCUGCUGGGGGUGUACGGGGGGGUGUGUCUGGCCAGUGGGAGAGACUGGGACUGUGUCGGGGAGGUGUGGCCGGCUCUGGUGCGCUGUGGUCUCUCCCCUUCCAUGACCCUGGAGAAGCCCUCCAUUGGACGGCUCCUCGAUGACAUCACAGACAAGAUCCACCGGCAGCACGAGACGAUAGGCCUUCACUUUACGGUGUCUGACAGCUGCGUAGAAACAGCCAAUGAGAUCUUUGCAUCUCAAAUCCCCGCCCCCAGCUUGGAGGCACCGACCAAACAGGAGCUGAAGGAGGGGCUUCAGCGUCAGCGAAUCAGAAACCUAGUGGCCGUCAGGAAGUAUGAGAAGCUUGUCAACGACCUCUUGGACUGCCUUGAAGACAAAGACCUGCCGUGGAAGUUUGAGCACAUGGCUACAGACCUGCUCUCUCUUCAGCUGAGAGACGACCACCCCCUCCCUCCAGAUGCUAUCCUGUACUUCACACAAGGCCUCACGCACGACUCACUCAGCAUACGCAAGGUGGCCAUAUGCACUGUAGCUGCCAUCUUAAAACAGCUGAAGAGACCACGCAAGAAAGUGUCUCUGAAGCCCCGGGACGUCAGUGGUAUAGUCGACUCGGAGCAUCUGUGUGUGGGAGACAGGGAUUCAAACCGCUGGCUACAGUACGACAGCAACAGGCUCCCACUCAGCCAGGAACAGUGGAACUCUCUGAACUUUGUGGAGAAGACUCACUGGGGCUAUUACACAUGGCCUAGAGAGAUCGUCAUCUAUGCACCGUAUGGAGAGCAGCCAAAAGAAGCCCUGGAAUAUGAGGACAUGUGUGAGGGUGAGAAGAUCAUCUAUGAACAUUUCAUCGACCCAGAGUUCGUUGGCCAGCUGAUUGAGUUUCUGUGUCUGGAGGAUCGCAAAGGCAAGGACAGUUUCAGUCCUCGUCGAUUCUGCCUGUUUAAGGGGCUGUUCCGCAACUAUGGCGAUGCGCUCUUGCCAUUGCUGUGGCCCCACCUGGAGCAAUUGGCUGGGGACUCUCACGAGAGCUCCCAGAGGUGUGUGUGUGAGGUCGCAGCUGGCCUCAUCAGGGGCAGUAAACACUGGAGCUACAGCAAGGUGGCGAGCAUGUGGAAGCUUUUGGGGCCUCUCAUCCGGACAGCAUUGUCCAACAUCACAGUGGAAACGUACACAGACUGGGGCACCUGCAUCGCGACAGCAUGUGCGGGUCGGGACCCCAGGAAGCUGCACUGGCUGUUUGAGCUGCUGAUGGAGAGCCCCCUCAGUGGGGAGGGGGGGUCAUUCAGGGACGCCAGCCUGCUGUACGUGCUGCAGGGGGGCCUGGCCCAGCAGGAGUGGAGGGUUCCUGAGCUGCUCCACAGACUGCUGGCCUACCUGGAGCCCAAACUCACACAGGUCUACAAGAAUGUGAGGGAGCGCAUCGGCAGCGUGCUGACGUACAUUUUCAUGAUCGACGUGGCGCUGCCCCACACGCGCCCCACCUGCUCCCCCCACGUGGCCGAGUUCACCAGCAGGGUCCUGGCCCGACUCAAGCCCUUGACCUCGGAGCAGGAGAUCCACAACCACGUCCGCGAGGAGAGCCUCCAGGAGCCUGACGAGAAGACCCAGGCCAUCAAGCUCCUCAAGACAGUGUUGAAGUGGUUGAUGGCCAGCGCUGGACGAACCUUCACUACUCCUGUGGAACAGCAGCUGCAGCUCCUCCCCCUGCUCUUCAAGAUUGCCCCCGUGGAGAUGGAUGAGAACUAUGAUGAGAUGAAGCAGGAUGCUCGCACCUGUCUCUCUCUCAUGUCACAGGGACUGCUCUACCCGGACCAUGUCCCCACAGUCCUGGCUGCUCUGCAGGAGAUGUCGUCCCAUCGCUCGUGGCACGCGCGUCACUCGGUGCUGUCCUACUUGCAGAUCAUGGUGUUCUACAACCUGUUCACCAUCCUGGCCCUGCCCACGCAGGUGCUCCGCAUCCGGGCCCUGGUGCUGCAGCUGCUGCAAGACGAGCAGCUGGAGGUCAGAGACAUGGCCGGGACCACCCUGAGCGGUUUCCUACAGUGUCAGUUCUUUCCCCUGGACGCCAGUCUGCAGAACCAGCUCCAGUCCCUCAGUCACACCUCCCUCCCCAGGGCCAGGAGCAGAGAGCUGUCUUCCACAGACCUGGUUCGCCGCCAUGCGGGAGUCCUUGGCCUCAGCGCCUGCAUCCUGUCGUGUCCGUAUGACGUCCCUGUCUGGAUGCCCCAGAUCCUCAUGGACCUUAGCAACCACCUCAAUGACCCACAGCCCAUAGAGUUGACGGUGAAGAAAACUCUGUCAGACUUCAGACGUACUCACCAUGACAACUGGCAAAAUCACCGUCAGCGCUUCACAGAUGACCAGAUACUGGUGCUCACUGACCUGCUGGUGUCACCCUGCUACUACGCCUAGGCAGGUACAACCUUACCACAACAUUACCACAACAUUACCCUAACCCUGCUACUACGCCUAGGCAGGUACAACCUUACCACGACAUUACCACAACAUUACCCUAACCCUGCUACUACGCCUAGACAGGUACAACCUUACCACAAUAUUACCACAACAUUACCCUAACCCUCCUACUAUGACUAGACAGGUACAACCUUACCACAACAUUACCACAACAUUACCCUAACCCUGCUACUACGCCUACACAGGUGCAACCUUACCACAAUAUUACCACAACAUUACCCUAACCCUCCUACUGUGCCUAGACAGGUACAACCUUACCACAACGUAACCCUAACCCUCCUACUAUGACUAGACAGGUACAACCUUACCACAACAUUAUCCUAACCCUUCUACAACAUCUAGACAGGUACAAUCUUACCACAACAUAACCCUAACCCUGCUACUACAUCUAGACAGCUACAACAUUACUACAAACUUACCACAUUACCCUAACCCUCCUACAACGUUUAGACGGGUAACAGAAUGUUGCCACAUUAUCCUAAUCAUUCUACUGUCUGAACAUGUCCCUCAACAUGAUGUCAGUCGCCUAAUCGCUACUUAUGUAAAAGAACUAAAAGACACCUUUGCCAUCACU
Molecule: messenger RNA, 6082 nt
Organism: Hypomesus transpacificus
Lineage: Eukaryota; Metazoa; Chordata; Actinopteri; Osmeriformes; Osmeridae
Product: proteasome activator complex subunit 4B-like
Exons: 47
Coding region: 1-5445 (1814 amino acids)
Biological process (GO): proteasomal ubiquitin-independent protein catabolic process
Cellular component (GO): spermatoproteasome complex; nucleus; cytosol
Molecular function (GO): peptidase activator activity; proteasome binding
Source: RefSeq, a predicted model, not a curated record